Molecule: messenger RNA, 414 nt
Organism: Adineta ricciae
Lineage: Eukaryota; Metazoa; Rotifera; Eurotatoria; Adinetida; Adinetidae
Source: the annotation of a GenBank genome assembly
AUGUUUAUGUUAUACAUGAUUUUUCUUCUUGAAAUUCUCGAUGCUCGACAUUCCGAACCUGAUCGAAAAAUCUUUUCAACUCCGCCAACAACAAAACCAAAUCUUCCCAUUCACACUGUUGAAAAUAUUCAACAAUCUGAUCGUUGUGAAGGUCCUGAUUGUCGCUCUGGUCCGAAUCUCGUCGGGCCGAUAAUCGGCAUUGUUUGUGGUGUUGUUGUAAGUGCUCUACUCGGUGCUUUUCUCAUUUGGUUUUACUUCAAACAAAAAUCUCGGCAAAAAGAAAAACAGAUUUCAAAAAUUCCUGAAAUUAAAUCCGUCGAACAUCCAUCACUUUACACUGACACGAUCAGUACAACAGAUAAUUUAUCGCGAACUUAUUCAAUGAAUUCUCAUUAUUACGAAAAAAUCCAUUAA